GAAGAAGAAGAAGAGAGGAAUUUAGUGAGAGAUGGUGGUGAGGAAAGUGGGGAAGUAUGAGGUGGGAAGGACGAUCGGAGAAGGAACAUUCGCCAAAGUCAAGUUCGCUCAGAACACCGAGACUGGCGAGAGUGUCGCCAUGAAAAUCCUCGAUCGAAGCACCAUUAUCAGGCACAAGAUGGUCGAACAGAUUAAGAGGGAGAUAUCCAUAAUGAAGCUUGUCAGACAUCCUUAUGUUGUCCGUCUACACGAGGUUAUAGCAAGCCGGACAAAGAUCUACAUAAUCUUAGAAUUCAUCACAGGUGGCGAGUUAUUUGAUAAAAUAGUUCACCAUGGACGACUUAGUGAAGCUGAAGCUCGUAGAUACUUCCAACAGCUGAUCGAUGGUGUGGAUUAUUGCCACAGUAAAGGAGUAUACCACAGAGAUUUGAAGCCUGAAAAUCUUUUGCUAGAUUCCCAAGGAAAUCUGAAAAUUUCAGAUUUUGGACUUAGUGCAUUACCUGAACAAGGAGUCAGCCUUCUUCGGACAACUUGUGGAACUCCUAACUAUGUUGCACCUGAGGUUCUUAGUCACAAGGGUUAUGAUGGUGCUGUGGCAGAUGUUUGGUCAUGUGGGGUCAUCCUUUAUGUGCUGAUGGCAGGUUAUCUCCCGUUUGAUGAGGUUGAUCUCACCACGCUGUAUGGAAAGAUUGAGACAGCAGAGUUUUCAUGUCCAUCUUGGUUUCCAGUUGGAGCAAAAUCUUUGAUUAAUCAAAUUCUAGACCCAAACCCUGGGACACGUAUUCGGAUUGAGGAGAUUAGGAAUGAUGAGUGGUUUAAAAGAGGUUAUGAUCCUGUCAGACUUCUUGAAAAUGAAGAUGUUAACCUAGAUGAUGUGAAUGCUGCUUUUGAUGAUCCUGAGGAAGAACAAGCUAAUGAGAGCAGGAGUGAGGAUGUGGGGCCUCUUGUUCUUAAUGCAUUCGACCUAAUUAUUCUCUCUCAAGGCUUGAACCUUUCAUCAAUAUUUGACCGUGGGCAGGAUUCUGUGAAGCAUCAAACACGCUUUGUUUCCCAGAAAUCAGCGAACGUUGUUUUAUCGAGUAUGGAAGUAGUUGCACAAUCAAUGGGUUUCAAGACACAUAUUCGUAAUUAUAAGGUUGAGCAGUUGAACUUGGUAAAUUCAGCCAGUUUCCUGAUGCAGUACUUAGUCCAAUAUCCCCAAAAGUUGAUCAACUAAUGACGUGAUACUAAAAACUAAAAAGUCAUGUAUGUUUUCUGAACUCAUUCAAAAUUGAAACUCCUUUCAGAUGAGGGUGGAGGGUCUCUCAGCCAAUAAGACAUCUCACUUCUCGAUAAUUCUGGAAGUGUUUCAAGUUGCCCCCACAUUUUUGAUGGUAGAUAUUC
This is a messenger RNA of Ilex paraguariensis (yerba mate), 1383 nucleotides long. Lineage: Eukaryota; Viridiplantae; Streptophyta; Magnoliopsida; Aquifoliales; Aquifoliaceae. The record is from the annotation of a GenBank genome assembly.